GACCGUGCUGCUGUGUUAAUUUUUGGCCACCACAUUUAUCAGGUUAUAGGUUAAACCAGAAAGUCACAGAGGGCGCCGAGGGACUGACCAACUUAACUUUAUUGACGGUCUGCACCAGGCCAGCAGAAUGUGACUUCUGUGACAGGCUGAGGACUGAUGUGCCCUGUGUCACUCCUGGUUAUGAUAACAUGAAAAACACCCGCCCCCAGGGUUCUGCGCAGACCCUCACAGGAAGAACUGUGGAAUGGCUGACAUUUAACAACAUGCACCACCAGUGGCUUCUGUUGGCCGCAUGCUUUUGGGUGAUUUUCAUGUUCAUGGUGGCUAGCAAGUUCAUCACGUUGACCUUUAAAGACCCAGAUGUGUACAGCACCAGACAGGAGUUUCUGUUCCUGACAACCAUGCCAGAAAUGGAGAGGUCGCCAGAGGAGAAGCACUUUCCUGAGGAACUAAAGCCUACGGGGACAAUGCUUGUGGAACGCCAGCUCCUUCAACCCCUGGUCUAUAUGAAGCGCCUGGAACUCAUCAGAAAUGUCUGCAGGGAUGAAGCCCUGAAGAAUCUCUCACACACGGCUGUCUCCAAGUUUGUCCUGGACCGAAUAUUUGUCUGCGACAAGCACAAGAUUCUUUUCUGCCAGACUCCCAAAGUGGGCAACACGCAGUGGAAGAAAGUGCUGAUUGUUCUAAAUGGGGCGUUUCCUUCCAUUGAAGAGAUCCCUGAGAACGUGGUUCACGACCAUGAGAAGAAUGGCCUCCCUCGACUCUCUUCCUUCAGCGGUGCAGAGAUUCAGAAGCGAUUGAAAACCUACUUCAAGUUUUUUAUCGUAAGAGAUCCCUUUGAAAGACUCAUUUCUGCAUUUAAGGAUAAGUUUGUUCACAACCCCCGGUUUGAACCUUGGUACAGGCACGAGAUUGCCCCCAGCAUCAUCAGGAAGUACAGGAGGAACCGGACGGAGACCCGGGGGAUCCAGUUUGAAGAUUUUGUGCGCUACCUGGGUGACCCGAACCACAGGUGGCUUGACCUUCAGUUUGGGGACCACAUCAUUCACUGGGUGACGUACGUAGAGCUCUGCGCACCCUGUGAGAUCAAGUACAGUGUGAUCGGACACCACGAGACCCUGGAGGACGAUGCCCCAUACAUCCUAAAGGAGGCUGGCAUAGACCACCUGGUGUCGUACCCGACCAUCCCUCCGGGCAUCACUGUGUAUAACAGAACCAAGGUGGAGCACUACUUCCUGGGCAUCAGCAAACGGGACAUCCGGCGCUUGUAUGCACGUUUUGAAGGGGACUUUAAGCUCUUUGGGUAUCAGAGACCAGAUUUUUUGCUAAACUAAUGGAUAGGACCUAUGAAUUCAAGAAUCUCUGUUAGGCUAGGGCCUAGCCAGGUGGAGAUCUGAGCACAGAAAUGACAUUUUCCUCCAUCACACCCCUCUGUGAGACUCCCAAAAUCUCUUGUGAGUGCCUGGGUAAGUGACACCAUGCCCUGUUACAACUGGGCUGGGAUGUGAGAUGCGCCAGGGCCCCUCCCCCAGCCCCACCAGUGUCGGGAGGAUGCUCGGCCGGCCUCCC
Messenger RNA from Galeopterus variegatus (Sunda flying lemur), 1569 nucleotides. It is a transcript of the gene CHST10, whose product is annotated as carbohydrate sulfotransferase 10. Gene Ontology annotation, biological process: proteoglycan biosynthetic process; carbohydrate biosynthetic process. Gene Ontology annotation, cellular component: membrane. The record is from RefSeq and is a predicted model, not a curated record. The transcript has 7 exons. Gene Ontology annotation, molecular function: sulfotransferase activity. Bases 189 to 1334 code for a protein of 381 amino acids. Lineage: Eukaryota; Metazoa; Chordata; Mammalia; Dermoptera; Cynocephalidae.